AUUUAAGACCUGGUAAUGCUGUCAUGGCCCAUCCCACACUGGGAUGAGAGAGGUCCCUUUCUGCGCUGCCUCAAGUUGAAAGCAGAGUGUCAGGUCCACCAGCAAUUUUUUUUUCAGCUGGGGUGCCAGGGCCCCUGGGGUGCUGCCAGAGCCUUUGGAAGGGUGUCACAAGGGGGGCGAGGACAUGAAGCAGAACUGAAGAGAUCCUUGUAUGCACUGUUCUCGCAGUUUGGUCAUGUCGUUGACAUUGUGGCUUUAAAAACUAUGAAAAUGAGAGGACAAGCUUUUGUUAUAUAUAAGGAACUUGGGUCAUCCACCAAUGCUUUGAGACAGUUGCAAGGUUUUCCAUUUUAUGGUAAACCUAUGCGGAUCCAAUAUGCAAAAACAGAUUCCGAUAUGAUCUCCAAAAUGCGUGGUACAUUUGCUGAUAAAGAAAAGAGGAAAGAGAAAAAGAAAGCCAAAUCCCUGGAACAAUCAGCCAAUGCAGCAAAUAAAAAGGUUGCUCAGGGAACAACACAGAACUCAACAAAUGUCCAAGGGACUUCAUCACAGAACCAGCAGGUGCCUGAUAAUCCACCAAACUAUAUACUCUUCCUUAAUAACUUGCCCGAGGAGACAAAUGAGAUGAUGCUAUCCAUGCUGUUUAAUCAGUUUCCUGGCUUCAAAGAAGUACGCUUAGUGCCUGGGAGACAUGACAUUGCAUUUGUGGAGUUUGAAAAUGAGGGACAGGCCGGAGCUGCUCGUGAUGCUCUCCAGGGGUUCAAGAUCACUCCAUCCCAUGCCAUGAAAAUCACUUAUGCUAAGAAAUAACAUCAGUGGACAUUAUUUAAAAGGACUUUUAGGGGGUGGUUUUUUGUUUUUUUUUAGUAUCAUACCUUGUUUUUGCCCAACUAAAGUGUCUUUAUUUUUUUGAGGAAGAGUAAGGAGCCAUUUGUUGUAAAGCUACAAGUAAGAGAGCUGUCAAAUUUCUUUACAUUUGAUAGUAACUUUUUGUGUGCUAAAAUUUUGUAAAAUAAAUGCAACUUUUAUUUGUGUUUAAGCUA
This is a messenger RNA of Alligator sinensis (Chinese alligator), 1043 nucleotides long. RefSeq names its product small nuclear ribonucleoprotein polypeptide B2 (gene SNRPB2). Gene Ontology annotation, molecular function: U1 snRNA binding. The record is from RefSeq and is a predicted model, not a curated record. Gene Ontology annotation, cellular component: U1 snRNP. Gene Ontology annotation, biological process: mRNA splicing, via spliceosome. The coding region runs from base 16 to 810 and encodes 264 amino acids. NCBI's taxonomy places the organism in Eukaryota, Metazoa, Chordata, Crocodylia, Alligatoridae. The transcript has 6 exons.